Molecule: messenger RNA, 5445 nt
Organism: Gilbertella persicaria
Lineage: Eukaryota; Fungi; Mucoromycota; Mucoromycetes; Mucorales; Choanephoraceae
Exons: 19
Coding region: 51-5216 (1721 amino acids)
Biological process (GO): chromatin organization
Cellular component (GO): nucleus; HIR complex
Molecular function (GO): nucleosome binding; protein binding
Source: RefSeq, a predicted model, not a curated record
CUAUUCUCUUUUUUAAAAAGCUAUCACCAAGAAGACCUGUGCCAACAAAUAUGAGUUCUUGGAGCACUUUAAAUAAAGGAGUAACUACUCUAAAAGAAGAUGCUGUUGAGUUACAAGUAGAAAAACUUCUUGGAAAAUAUCAAGAUACAUUAAAGCUUCACCAAAAAGGACAAAUUGAAGAAGCAAAGCUGAAAUACGAAGAACUUGUUGGACAUGAAUUGCUCAAGAAGGAAAUGAAGCCUACCAAGAAAAUGACGGGCAAUACAGACCGCGUUGAGGAAACACCGCUCUCAACACUUCGAUUUUUAGUUUUUAAAAAUUAUGCCUCGAUCCUUAAAGAUGAAUUCUUAGCAAAAAAUGACACAAGAACAGCCGAAAAGGCUUUAAAAAACUACCUUCAAGCAGCUAAAAUUGAUCCAACAGAACGUUCUCUUUGGUAUCAUAUUGGAUCACUUGCACAAGUAUUGAAAAAAUAUCGAUUUGCUCGAUUAGCUUAUGAAAUUGGAUUUUAUGUGGAUCAGAAUGAACGUAUUUUGAAACUGCCUUUAGUACAACUCACACAUGCUCAGAAAACGAUUUCAAGUAGCCAAUUUACGCCAAUGCAAUGGAAAUGUUUUGAAGGCCUUUGUCAAGUGUUAUAUGAGAUUGGAGAUUAUCAAUUAUGUACAUUUUAUGUGGAUUUCGUAUUGGAAAAGCAUAAAAAUUGGUCAACAGGCAUUCAUCUCAAAUCAAAAAUGAAUGGAGAGAUUGAAAGAGGCAAUAAUACAGAAAAAUCGAUGGAGAUUGACUCCAAUCAUCAGGUUUCAAUUGUGCUCGAGAAAUAUGAUUGGACGCUGCUUAUUCGUGCAUUAUUGAAAGAAUACAAGCAUCUUAUUUGCGAGCAGAACAAUACACGUAUUGAAGAUAGUGCAUUGAACAGACUUACAGGCACAAAAUAUGCCAAUCAUCAGAUUCAAAUCACCGUUGAAAAAGAAGAAGAAGAGCAAGCAACUUUAGAUGUGCAAAUGGAAGAAAACCAGAUAGUAGCAACACUGCCUUCUCAAUCAGGACCUGCUGAAUCUUUAGAAAUCAUACCCACUACUGUACCAAAUGAUUCAGCGACGACAGAAGCCAAUUUAGAGAAUGCGACUAACGACGAAAGUUCGAACAAGCGAAAAAGAGAAGAGGAUGAGGACGAUACCAACAUAAAACACCCUAGUGGAGACGAGCAGUCUGAAAAUGAUAAUGAAGAAGAUGAGGCAGAAGAAAAAAGACUUUCCUUAAGAACAUUCAAGCGCCAACGUGAUAAGAUUGCUAACGAAGAAACCUCACGUCUUAAGAUGCUUGAAGAAGAAAAGAUAUUUGAUAACAAGGUUCAAACGUUUUAUGAUCAAAUGAAGAUUGUGCCUGAUUUGUCUUAUCAAAAUGCAUGGCAAAAUACUACAGCAAGCAAACAGUUCUGGGAUUGGUUUGAUCUCAAAGUGACAGAACUUGACUCUAGUUAUUGCUGGGACAUUGAUAAUGCCUUUUCAACCAUCGGCUUGGAAUCAAGUAAAAAUACAAAGCGAGCAAAAAGCCUUGCGCUCUAUAUCCCAUCGUGUGCUGCAACAGAAGAAAAUCCUGAUUCGAAACUAACUGUCAAACACUAUAUUGCUCAACUCAAUCAAAACAAUUCGGGCAUUGUUGAUAGUUUGUGCAAAGCCAUGUACACUCUUAUUUACAAUGACUUGCAUGUCAAUGCUAAGGAAGAUCAACCACGUACUAAACUCAGCCAUGAUACAUUGAAUCUAGUGACAGAUACUAUUGCAUUACUUGAUCUGAACUUCGUAGAAUGUAUUUUAUCUAAUACAAUGCUAUCUAAAAAUGACAAGAUAGGGAUGAUUAUGAGAGUAGGUGAAUACUUUAUGGACCGUUUAAUUCGUAAAGAAAUGUCAGCUAUGGAGGAAAAUGUUUUGCAAUCACCGUAUAAUAACAACAAAAGAAAAGUGUCUACAUCAUUAUCAAAGCAAUCCAAGAUCAAAACGCUAGAAGCUAUAACUGACAAUACUGAAUUUUGGAUCGAAUUAUUUGAGCAACAGUCGUUUUCUCUCUCACUUGAAUUUUUUCAGCACGAAUUAGGCAGUAUUUUGUCAAAUGAUGAAAGAACAGCACAAGAAACGAUUAAUAGCCAAUUAACAGGACUACAAUUGCGAUACUGGUCUCUAAAGGGCAAAAUGGCACAAUGUAGAAAUGAUAUUGAAAACGCUUAUGCUUGCUUUUCUAAAUGCAAAUUACUUGUUGAGAGCUCUUCAAAACCUUUGAAGCUUGAUUUAGGAAGCAUGUAUGAUUCUAUCAUUGAUGUGGAAAGCAUUGAGAGAAAACUUGAGCUGCUGCAGGUUGGCAAAUUAUUUGCAACUGCGAAACAAAAAAUGAAUUCGGAUGAUUAUGUGGGUGUGAUUCAUGAUAUUGAAGAUAUUGUUAAAGCCAAAAUAGGCGUCUCAUUCGACGCGCUUCAAUUAUCAGAUGAAGAUGUUCAAAUGGCUAUCAUGUUGGCUAAAGCCUACUUCAAAAGUGACAAAUUUGCGGACGCUUGGAAUUGCUAUGUCUCUAUCUUUUGCUGUCUUUUGAAGCAAUUGAUUAGCUAUGGUUGCCAUCAAUUACAGAACAAUAACCGUCCUUGUAAAAAUGAUGAUACUGAAUUCCUCAAAAUGCUUGGACAAAUUAAUCACACCUUGGACGCAUUGGUUUUGUUAGUCUCAAAUGUUACUUUUCAAGACUGGUUACCAGCAAGACAUUACCAAGAAUUCUUGGAAAACCUGAACAAUUUGCUGAAAAUGUCAAUUUACUACAUGUUUAGACAUCCAGACUUUGUACCAUUUGUUAACAACUUUUCUUCACCUGAUGUUCCACCACAUACACCUUCUAAAAUCACUAAAUCAAAUAGCUUUAACGAAAUUAUAAUCAAAGGAUGGGUUCUUCAGUCGCAUUUGUUUCAACAAGCAUUCAAGAAGACAACAAAUGAAUCUAUCCGAGAAGUUAAACAUGCAUGGGCUGAACUGCUCCAUUCGUUGCAUGAUGAAUUAGGUGAACGAGAAGUGUGUGGUGUGGCCAAGAGCAUCUUUUUACAGCAUGUUAUGGAUACACUUGUGCAAGUAGACGAUGUCACUUUUAGAAGAGAAAUCUAUCAAUGCUAUCACUGUCUUUACGGCGUGCAUCUUGCUGCUGAAUCUGAUAUGAUUGAAGAGCAUUACUGUGCUCACAGCGAGUUAGAUAAGAAAGCUUCGGAGCCUCUUUUUGCGCUUGUUGCUGAUGCAUCUAUUGAAAAGCUCAAGAACGGCAUUUUGCUCAAGAACGAUCUAAAAGACGUUGUGGAGACUGUUUCUACGCUAUUUUCUGAUCUCCCUACGAGACACCCUCUCAUCAAGAACAAUCAAAGGGUUAUCGAUGAUUAUCUGAACAGUAGUAUUGAGUUUCGCUCAUCACUGGAUGUGAUGUUGCGCGACGCAAUUAUCCCUGCUAACCCGAUAGAUCCAUCCAAGACAAAUACAUCAGCUGUUUAUUACAAGAUAUUUUGGAUAAGAGGUAAAACAUUCCGUAUUCAGCUUAAGAGUAGAUCAAAGGCAACAAACGAAAAACUCGAGAAUGCCAUUGAAGAAUACAUGUCACAUCUUGUAUUGAACCCUAAUGAUGCUGAGGCUUGGCGUGAUGUAGCUUUAUGCUACCAAUACUUGGCUGAGAUUGAGCUUAAUUGGAGUGCCGCGAACAUCACAACUCAAAAGGAACUAUUGAAUGAAUAUCAACGGAAAUCAUUCCAUGCGUAUAUGCGUGCUCUAUACUUAGGCAACUUUCCACGUAAAGACGAGGCCAAGAACGAAUUCUUUUCCGAUUUUGGCAGUCUUUUAUGUUCAAUCGCAUCCCCUCCUAUGAAUAUGGAGCCAUUUAAAGGUGAUCCAUUGCAAACAUUGGGAAAGGACGGAAAACUAGUCGGGAAACAAAGCCCACUUCCGCCUGUUACAUCAGUAUAUAAGUUAUCACUAGUGUUCUUCAACCGGGCAUUACGAUAUAAGGCUCCGGAUCACUUAAGAUGGAGAUGCUAUUAUAUGACAGGCAAAUGUCUUGCUAAAAUCAGUAGACCACCAAAGGAAGUGUUGAGUUGGUACCUUAAAUCGGUUAGCUGUACGAAAUUCAAGAACGAACGCAAAGAACAAGAGUCAGUCUAUGUUUUUUAUUCUGCUCUUGUCAAAUACCUGUAUCAGGGGAAAAUAGAUGCUCAGACUGUAGAGUCAUACAUAUCUGCUGAACAUUCUCUGAAGAAAGCGAACACGACUAACGUAGAUCAAGGAAUAGACCAAAAUAUAUUUGAACCCACUUACCAUGAAGGAAGUCUAAAUAAUAAUCAGUUGAUGAUCCCAACAACUAACCUUGCAAUACAUUUACCUUCAGAUGUCGCUCAUGCAUAUGACCUAAUCCUUCAGCGUCUCAUGAGCAUCCGAUCAAUUGAUUCCAAGACUUGGUUCCACAACGCCAUUUAUAGAAUUGCUUGGAUGUAUUUUUAUGUUUACCGCCAUCCUGAAAAAGCAAAAAAUGAACUAACCAAACUAUUCACACUUAACAAGACAGUUAAGAAUCAUAUUGUUGUUUGGGAACAAGGAUCUUUAGAACUACCUGGAAAAAGAUACACACAUGUAGAUAAAUAUACACACUUUUUCAUAAAAAUCUCAAAAGAAGUCAACGACCAACAGACGCUAAAGAAUCUGUACCGCAAACUCCGUCGUGGACAAGGAUUCAUCAUUAAUGCUAAAAAGAUAUUCCGAGAAGCUUACUCUUCUUACCUACAGAUGAUUCAAUUUCAACUCAACAACACAUACAAUGCUCAGCAUACAAUAAGAGCAAUUCAGUCUUCUCGAAUACAAGCUGUUAGAUUUGAAGCAAUGUGCAGUACAUUCGUAAAGGCAUUCAAUGAAAAUAAAUCUCAAACAAAUGCAGAGCUUCAUGGUUUUCUACAAGAUCUAUCGGAGUUAAAGCGUUUGACACACGGAUACAUUGCAAAUAUUGAUGUUACUCAAGAUGGUCUUGAUGAUACUAUUCAGCUUUGUUUUGCUGUAGUUGCAUUUGGUGAUAUUUACAAAUUACAGGAAAUCCAAGAUGCUGUUGCUGUUGAGGGUGAAAGUAUGGAAAACCAUCAUGAAAAGCUCAUGAACAUAUUAUCCACGCAAGCAAAAGUUCUGAUGCAAAAUACAGUUGUUGCCACACGUUAAACUCUCUCUUUUGAAAGAAUAAAUUUCUUUUCUAACGUCAGGAGUCGUCUCUAAAAGCGCAAUGAUUACAUUAAACAAAACAUAACCACCUUAAGGAGCCUCUGAUGAUUUUUCAAGUAUUCUAUGCUGAAUGCUUUCUUUUUUAGGCUUUAUGGGACUCUUUUUUGUCUAUGCUGACAGUUGAUCAUCAUCUGCUAAUGGCUUGAUUCUAUUUUCCAUUCAGAAAUUU